GCUGGAUGGCGGCAAACUCUCUGACGACAGCCAGCUGCAGAACAUCCCGAUAGACUUCACCAACUUCCCUGCUCAAGUAGACCUCCCGAAGGGCAACGCAGGCAUGGAGGAGAACGACCUGGUGCAGACACCCAGGGGCCUUAGCGAUCUGGAGAUCGGGAUGUACGCUCUGCUAGGGGUCUUCUGCCUGGCAAUUCUAGUCUUCCUAAUAAACUGUGCAACGUUUGCACUGAAGUACCGUCACAAGCAGGUUCUGGUGGAAGGACAGGCCACCAUGACCCAUUCCCACGACUGGGUCUGGCUGGGAAACGAAGCAGAACUGCUGGAGAAUACAGCAGACGCAUCACCUCAGCAGGAUGAGCACACGACUAUUAUUGACCGAGGCUCGGGCUGUGAGGAGAGCAACCAGCUCCUCAACGGCAGUGCUCAGAAGAACAUCCAGAGCCAGGUUCACAGGUGUGCUGACUCAGGGGGCAAGGUCGGAAAGGAACAGAAAUCUGAACCUUUACAUUCACCCACAUCUAAACGGAAGCGGGUAAAAUUCACGACGUUCACAACCAUCCCACCCGACGACGGUUGUCCCACUGUCAACUCAAUCCUCAGUAGCAAUGAUGAUGACAUUAAGUGGGUGUGCCAGGACAUGGACCUGGGGGACUCCAAAGAGAUACGAAACUACAUGGAGAAGUUCAAAGACAAAGUGUAG
Molecule: messenger RNA, 703 nt
Organism: Merops nubicus (carmine bee-eater)
Lineage: Eukaryota; Metazoa; Chordata; Aves; Coraciiformes; Meropidae
Product: transmembrane protein 132C-like
Exons: 1
Source: RefSeq, a predicted model, not a curated record